Molecule: messenger RNA, 3757 nt
Organism: Mugil cephalus (flathead mullet)
Lineage: Eukaryota; Metazoa; Chordata; Actinopteri; Mugiliformes; Mugilidae
Gene: zfyve21
Product: zinc finger, FYVE domain containing 21
Exons: 8
Coding region: 79-813 (244 amino acids)
Molecular function (GO): metal ion binding
Source: RefSeq, a predicted model, not a curated record
AGGAGUUUACGGCAUCAGACGCUAGUUUGCGGCAGCAGGAGGCUCCGCAGAAAAACCGAGGAGGAGAGACGGGGGAAAAUGUCUGCGGUUCCCGACGGGAAGAAACUCGUCCGGAGCCCGAGCGGCCUCCGCAUGGUCCCGGAAAACGGUGCCUUCAACAGCCCCUUCUCCCUGGACGAGCCGCAGUGGGUCCCGGAUAAAGAGUGCCCGAGAUGCAUGCAGUGUGACACAAAGUUCGACUUCAUCAGAAGAAAGCACCACUGUCGGCGAUGCGGCCGCUGCUUCUGCGACAAAUGCUGCAGCAAGAAGGUGGCGCUGCCGCGCAUGUGCUUCGUGGACCCGGUGCGACAGUGCGCCGAGUGCAGCCUGCUCUCGCAGAAAGAGUCCGAGUUCUACGACAGGCAGCUCAGAGUUCUCCUGGGAGGAGGCACCUUCGUCGUCACUUUGGGGACGUCAGAGAAGUCUGAGACUAUGACGUGUCGUCUCUCCAACAACCACAGGUACCUGUUCCUGGACGGUGAGAGUCACUUUGAGAUCGAGUUGUCUCGGAUUUCCAGUAUUCAGAUUUUAACAGACGGGACCAGUCCAGGAGAGAAUGACAUUCACACUUACACCAGUCUGCUGGACAGUCACUGUUUCUCUGAAGGAGGGACGUCGCGGGCUAGCGGUAUGCUCCUCCAUUACAAACCCAUGGGUUCCCAGGAUGCCGAGCAGCUGCGAAUGGAGGCGACGGAGGACAAGAAGGUGGCCUCGUUGUGGUUGGCCGCGAUGCACAAGGCGGCCAAGCUGCUGUACGAAGCUCGGGACCAGUGACGACCCGGAUCGACCUCCAGGUGGCAGCACACACCCAAGUGUUUCGUACCCGUCUCCACGGGCUUUGGUAUCGUUUUGGAUUUUAUUAACGCCAGUUCCUUCUCCUCCGUCUGAUUCCUCGUCGGUUCUUGAUACCGGUUCUUAUCACGGUAAAUUUUUUGCAAGAAACGUUUCUAUAAAACAAAGAAAACACUUUAUUACCUCUAUAACCAGUACUUUAUACAUCAUGUUUACCGCUAGUAGGCUGAGCUGAUCUUUGUUAUUAUUAUCUUUUCAAUUUGAUUUAAUGCAUUAAUCAGGAAACGCAGCGUUUACUUUUACUUUUACACAUGAAUUAUGUUGGUUUUUUUGUUUCUCCACAAAAAAAGUGUUCAAUUAUUUUAAACGCUGCUGUUUCAUUUCCUGUUUUCAUUCCUGAGACACUUUAUAAAUUACUGUCGGUCGGCUGAACAGAACCAAGUAUCUUCCAGAUAGACGCUUAAAGUACAAAUCCACCUUAAAACCCUUUAACGCAGACGAGAAGCAGCUAUUUGUGGUUUAAUUUGCAUGUCAGGACCCUUUUCUGUUGCUUUAAUUUCCGAUAAUCCCAUUAAAAAAAAAACAGGAAAUUAAAACCGAAGAGACCAGGAGGAGCCAGAAAAACUUUUCUUUUUCUGUAUAAAAUGAGCAACAGAUGCAGUAUUUUAUGGGAGAUUUUCUAAUCAAAAUGUGAAAAUGAUGAAAAAAAAAAAAAAUCAUAAGCUGAAACUACAGUUUGACGUUUAUGAGACUUUAGUGUGAAGUUGAUAAAACGUUGAGCAGACGAGCUGAGAUACGUUUACACGGUGGAUGAGGUGAUGAUGGAUUAAUUGUUUACAUGCACAUGUGCAGGAAAUAGAACAGAAGAAGAAGAUUUUUUUUUUAUCUCCUCCAUGUUUAUCUUCAACCGUUUAAUUGGUUUAGUAGAAGAAGAAGACAUCUCAAUGUCUCUUGUAUUUGGUAUUUAUAGAAACUGAAGCAGCUUAAAAGUCCGAUAUUUCCCUCAGGAGAGCAAACAAUGGACCUAAGUGUAAAUUAAAGGUGAGGGAACAUCACAUCCUCUACGUGGUCUUUAAUUAAAGCCGUUUAGUGGGACUGUGGAAUAUUUUUUUUAAAAAGCACAAUUAACCCUAUUUCCAGUGUGGUUGUAGUAACGUGUUUUAACCAGCAGGGGGCAGUAAUGGCAACUUUCUGGGAAAUGUCGGAUUCUCGAAGCUGCAGCAGAAGCAACCAAACGGUUCCUGAAGCGCAAAGAACGUCACAGAUUUCUGUCGGGUUUUAUACAAAAGCGACUUGAUUCGGUGGAUUUUUGCUUUAAGAGACGCGUCGUCGUCUUUGUUUCCUGUUCUGCUUCACGUAUUUACACGUUUAAAUCCUCUAAGGAAACUUUUCACAGACUAUUCACUGAUUCUAGUGAAGCUUAAAUAAUAAUAAAACGCUUUAAGUGUAGUUUCACGUAUGGGAAGUUUUUGUACGAGCUGUUUUGUUAAAUAUCCUACUUCUUCAACAGCGAAGCGUCUGCGUACUUACAUAUAUUUUUUGUAACAGUUUUUCCUAAACAGAGUCAGAUAAUUAAAGUUUUUUUUUAUUCAGAGCCACAAACCAACAAAAACAAAAGUGGAAAAGUUGAGAUGAUAAUAAUCUUCACUUCCUUUGCAGCCAAAUCAUCCCCUGAUCAGCAUUUACUUAAAGUUGAACAGUCUUCUGAAAGUUUGUGCUGCUUUCCUCUAUCAGCCAUAACAUUAUGACCACUACAGCCACUACAAGGACUCUGGUUUUCAGACCAGAACCACCUUCUUCCUCCGUGUCUCCCUGGUUCUGGAUCUGAUGUGUCCAUCGUAGGAGCUUUCAUCAGAGGUCAGAGGUCGUCAUGGACCCCCUGACUGAUCCUUUAUAUCAGAACCAGAACCAGAACCAGCUGUCUCUGGUUCUUCUCCUUCCUUGGAUCAAUCCCUUCUUCCUCCUCUUCCUCCUCUUCCUCCUCUUCCGUCUCUUGGACGAUACCGACCAGUGCUGCAGUUUCUGGGAGAUGUUCUGAUCCAAACAUGUAGACGUUACAGUUUCCUGCUUCCUGCCUGGUCAUAAUAUUAUGGCUGAUCAGUGUGUGUGUGUAUAAAUACAAGUUGCCUCCUGGUUUUUCCAAGAGGAUUUUCUGUAUUUAAGAAGAACAAACUGGAGGAAAACGCCACCAAAUUCAUCUUUAAUUGAUUUUUUUUUAUUUUAAAACAUUUUUAUAUUUAUUGGAUUUAAUUAGUUGUGUGAUUUUGACACAAAAGCUACAUUUUGUAUUAUUAUUAUUUAAUUUCCUUUCAAGUGUUCAAGCCUGAACGUUAUAAAAGCAAAGAAGAAGCUUCAGUUCCACACUCGAUGUUUAACUUUAGCUCAGAAGUUUGAAUUGACUGCAAUUAAUUUGCCGGCGUCUGUUCGUCUUCGUUUGUUUCUAAGAAUUUAAAAGCUGUUUAGUGAAGAGCUGUUUGACCAAGAACUUUAUUUUUAUACGCUGCUUCGCCGAAGAGUCGACUAGUUCACUAGUUUGGUCGGAGAAGGAUUAGAAGAUAUUUGUGGUCACGCUUCACUUUAUUUGUUUUUCUCCCCCUGAACAGCUGUUUGUGAUGAAGGCGGAUGUGAGGGGCUGCACAGACGCCAACGUAAAAUUAUAUAAAUAUAUAUAUUUUUUAUUAUUUACUACUUUAAUUCUUCCAUUUUCUGUCUGUCGGCCGCACGUCUGGCUUCGUGUUGGAUUUGAUGUGGUCUCACUGUGCAGCCCCUUCAUUUAUAAUCUAUUCAGAAGUUUGUCUGUUGUAAGUUUGCACUACAUGUAAAAUCACCAAGUUAUUAUUCAGCCACUGCUUCGUUUAUUCCGCUGAACAUGCUGCGAACUUUUGUUGGAUUAUUCUGUUGAGAAUAAAAACCAAGUGUUUAUACA